AUGGAGGAUGAGUUUAUCGAGCCAAAGUUUGAUGAUAUCUUGAAACUAGUAAAAGAUAGUGUCAAUCAAUCUAUGAGCAAGUUUGCCAGUAUAUUGAAUCUCACCCCUAGAAUAGAGCAGUCUGAGGGUAAAACGCAAUCAUCGAUGACGAAUAGGCCUCAGAGAGGUGGAUAUCGAGAAGGCUCCAUGAUGCCUAGUAAUGCAUAUAGAUCUAGUGAGUGUAACAGGUUUCGUAGUACAUCCUCAACAGAUAAGUUACAAGAUGCAAGACAAACACGGUUGUGUUUUACACGUUUGCAAGAGGUGCAUAUAAGGCCUGACUCCGAAUUGUGUGACGAUAACGGUGCGGUGAAGAAGUCUGUAGUUGCAACUGGUAAGCCAUUGUUAAAUAGAGUGUCACAGAAUAGAUUUACUGCUUCAGAGUACAGUUCUGACUCCACAAGUUUACAAGGUAUUACUAGUCAGAGUGAAGGUAUAAAAUCUUUAGGGAUUUGUGGGGAAGAACCCAAAUCAUCUACUGCUGUUAAUAAAGAGUUUGAAAAUGAUAAAGUCGACCAGAUAGAUGAUGGUAAAUUGAAUAUUUGUGAUAAUGAUCAUGAUCGUGCAGAUUUGUCUUUGGUUGAUCAUGAUGAAAUGAGGGGAGUGCCUACUACUGCUGAGUUAAAUAAGGGUUCUGCACAGCUCAAAGGUGAAGUAGAAAUAAAUGCAGUUGCAGCAGGCAUGCAUACUUGUCAGACCGUCAGUUUAAUUGAUCAGCAUGUAGCCCACCUAUCAUCAGAUGCUAGUGCUAAACCUGAGCUAAUAGUAAAAGACAGCAGUGGUAGUAAUCUUGCAGUUAGAGAAUUUUCUGAAAGCCGAACAGCAACAGCUUCUGAUCCACCGCUAAGUUCAUCAACUGGUAUCAAUCAGUCGUCGUUGGUGUUGUCAUCCACAAUGAAACAGACGCCCAUCAACUCAAGUAUCUUGUGCAAUGACUUUGAUAGUAUUGGUGCAUUUGAAAAGACGAAAGAUAUUGCUCAGUUUAGUGAGAAUAAGCCAAGUGUAAACGAAAGAGUAAUUGUUAAAUUGACUUGCAUGAAUAAAGGCAUUUCUAGUUUCAAGUAA
This is a messenger RNA of Trichobilharzia regenti, 1104 nucleotides long. The record is from the annotation of a GenBank genome assembly. Lineage: Eukaryota; Metazoa; Platyhelminthes; Trematoda; Strigeidida; Schistosomatidae.